This is a messenger RNA of Tinamus guttatus (white-throated tinamou), 1963 nucleotides long. Lineage: Eukaryota; Metazoa; Chordata; Aves; Tinamiformes; Tinamidae. The record is from RefSeq and is a predicted model, not a curated record.
UCAGAGGGGUCUCUUCUGCCAUGUUUACCCUCCUCCCAGGUUGCUGUCUUCCAUGUGUGGGCAAUAACUCUGUCAUCAUGUCAGUCAGCGUCCAUGAGAACCGUAAAUCCCGGACUAGCACCGGCUCCAUGAACAUCCUGCUGUUCCACAAAGCUUCCCACCCGGACUGCGUCUUGUCCCACCUGAACACGCUCCGCAAGCACCGCAUGUUCACCGAUGUCACCCUCUGGGCAGGGAACAGGUCCUUCCCCUGCCAUCGGGCAGUGCUGGCGGCCUCCAGCAGGUACUUUGAAGCCAUGUUUAGCAAUGGCCUUCGUGAGAGCCUGGAUGAUGAGGUGAAUUUCCAUGACAGUCUGCACCCCGAGGUGCUCGAACUGCUGCUGGACUUUGCUUACUCCUCUCGGAUCAUCAUUAACGAGGAAAAUGCAGAGUCCCUCCUGGAGGCCGGAGACAUGCUGCAGUUCCAUGAUGUCCGAGACGCGGCGGCCGAGUUCCUGGAGAAGAACCUCUAUCCUUCCAACUGCCUGGGCAUGAUGUUGCUCUCGGAUGCUCAUCAGUGCCGGAGGCUCUAUGAGCUCUCCUGGAGGAUGUGCCUGGUCAACUUUGAAACUGUUCACAAGAGUGAGGAUUUCAACAACCUAUCCAAGGACACUCUUCUGGACCUCAUCUCCAGUGAUGAGUUGGAAAUUGAGGAUGAAGAAAAGGUCUUCAAAGCUGUCAUCCAGUGGGUAAAAUAUGAUCUGGAUGAGCGGAAGGCUUAUCUCCCAGAGCUUCUGAGGAACGUUCGCCUGGCCUUACUUCCUUCUGAAUGCCUCAAGGAAGCCUUGGCUUGUGAGGACCUGAUCAUGGUUGAUGAAAGGAACAAACUUGUCUUGGAUGAAGCUAUUCAGUGCAAAAAGAAAAUUCUCCAGAAUGAUGGAGUGGUCACCAGCCCCUGUGCCAGGCCUCGCAAAGCCGGGCACACCUUGCUUAUCCUGGGAGGGCAGACCUUCAUGUGUGAUAAGAUCUACCAAGUGGAUCACAAAGCAAAGGAAAUUAUCCCCAAGGCAGACCUGCCAAGUCCACGGAAAGAGUUUAGUGCCUGUGCCAUUGGCUGUAAAGUAUACAUCACGGGAGGUAGGGGCUCCGAGAACGGAGUCUCCAAAGAUGUGUGGGUGUAUGACACUGUUCAUGAGGAGUGGUCAAAAGCUGCCCCAAUGUUAAUAGCUCGGUUCGGGCAUGGUUCGGCUGAACUGGAGAACUGCCUCUAUGUGGUUGGUGGACACACGGCAGUGGCUGGCGUCUUUCCAGCAUCACCUUCUGUUUCCUUGAAGCAAGUAGAGAAGUACGAUCCUGCAUCCAACAAGUGGAUGAUGGUGGCCCCGCUGAGAGACGGAGUGAGCAACGCUGCUGUGGUAAGCGCCCGGCUCAAGCUUUUUGUCUUCGGCGGCACCAGCAUUCACCGGGACAUGGUGUCCAAAGUCCAGUGCUACGAUCCAGGUGAGAAUCGGUGGAUGAUCAAAGCGGAGUGCCCGCAGCCCUGGCGCUACACGGCGGCUGCUGUCCUGGGCAGCCAGAUCUUCAUCAUGGGGGGAGACACGGAGUUCACGGCAGCAUCCGCCUACCGCUUCGACUGCGAAACGGACCAGUGGACACGCAUUGGGGAUAUGACAGCCAAGCGCAUGUCCUGCCAUGCCUUGGCCUCAGGGAAUAAACUCUACGUGGUGGGGGGUUAUUUUGGGACUCAGAGGUGCAAAACACUGGACUGCUAUGACCCCACGUCAGACACGUGGAACUGUAUCACAACGGUGCCUUAUUCGCUCAUCCCCACAGCUUUUGUCAGCACCUGGAAGCAUUUGCCAUCAUGAGAGUUAGGGCUCUGGGGCUAAUACCCAGGAAUACAAUAAGGUAAGGGUCUCUUCUGCUAAAACUGAAACUUCUUAUCUUGCCUCAAAUGCGUUUCCCCACCACGCUGAAGCCAAGG